Messenger RNA from Grosmannia clavigera kw1407, 1338 nucleotides. RefSeq lists its product as uncharacterized. Gene Ontology annotation, cellular component: membrane. Gene Ontology annotation, biological process: polysaccharide biosynthetic process. The coding region runs from base 1 to 1338 and encodes 445 amino acids. The transcript has 2 exons. The record is from RefSeq and is a predicted model, not a curated record. Gene Ontology annotation, molecular function: acyltransferase activity, transferring groups other than amino-acyl groups. NCBI's taxonomy places the organism in Eukaryota, Fungi, Ascomycota, Sordariomycetes, Ophiostomatales, Ophiostomataceae.
AUGCCUUCGAAUCUAGAAGACGGCCUGCUCGAUCGUGACGGCAUGGCUAGCCAGACACGGGAGCUCAUGCCGUGGCAAUCUGCCACCUGGGAAACCAGCGGUGCAAUCAUCACCCCCGCCAAACGAAAAUUACGGUGGCUACGGACACUGCUCUGGCCGGCAGCAAAUGCAGACAGUGGUGGCAUCAGAGCUUCUGGAAGCGGAACUGCUAGCGGUUCAGGCCCACGGAGCCUACGACCCACAGCCUAUCUAGAUGGCCUCCGCGGCUUCGCCGCCUUUCUCGUCUACAUACAUCAUCACCAGCUUUGGGCGCACGCAGCCAGCCUACUCGGGGACGACCAAAUCUUCGAAAAUGCUUAUGGUUAUAAUGGCCAGUACCGCUUUGCGACACUGCCUGGUGUAAGAAACUUCUUUACUGGUGGUCACAUGGCCGUAGCUACCUUUUAUGUCAUCUCUGGCUACGUGCUCGCCGCCAAGCCAUUGUCCCUCAUUCAUGCUGGUGAGCAUGUCCGCCUCCUCGACAACCUGGCCUCAUCCAUGUUCCGCCGCUGGAUUCGACUUUACUUUCCCAUUAUCGUCACCACUUUUGUCUAUGUCACUUCAUGGCACGUCUUCGGCAUAUGGACUUCGUGUUGUGUUCAACAGGGCAGCAUAUUUGAUGAAUGGUGGAAUUGGUAUGUGGAGUUCAAGAACUUCAGCUUCGUUUUUAAAGAGGGUUUCAUCUGGGUCACUUACAACAACCACCUCUGGUCCAUCCCGCUCGAGAUGCGGGGCUCUAUCGUCGUCUUCAGCGCCCUCCUGUCAUUUGCGCGUAUCACCACCCGUGCUCGCCAUUGCUGCAUGCUAGGCUUGACAUUCUACUUUUUGUAUGUCGCGGACGGCUACUAUUGCGCUUUGUUUGUCAUGGGCAUGUUGCAGUGUGAUCUUGACAUGAUGGCACAGCGGUCUGACCCCGAAUUUCCGACCAUUUUGCGCCGUUUGGAACCUUAUAAGAAGGCCAUCUACUACACACUCUUCAUCAUCAGUAUGUAUCUCGCCGGCGUUCCGUCCGAGACAAAUAGCAUUGAGAAGCUACGCAACAAUCCCGGCUGGUAUUGGCUGUCUUUCCUCAAGCCACAAGCUGUUUUCGAUCCAAAAUGGAUUGGACCGAUGGGCCUCGAAAUAUCAUUUCUGCUUCCUCACAUAAUCCUCCUGCCCGUCACACUUUGGGUGGCCGAUAUUGUCACCCGUACAGUCGACGAGCCUACGGUUCGCAUUGCCAACUGGUUUUACAAGUCGCUUCUAAGCGGUAAUACCGCGUCGCAACCGCGACCUGAAGGUUCUAUGCGCCUCGCAUAA